AUGGCUGAUUUCAUGAAGCCGGCUCCCGAGCCUCGCACCGAACUCGGUCGCUACCGCGUGCUCUCGUCAACCGCAGGAAUCCGCGUAUCCCCUCUGCAGCUCGGAGCCAUGUCCAUUGGCGAAGCCUGGUCAGACAUGAUGGGCUCAAUGGACAAGGAAUCCUCCUUCAAGCUCCUCGAUGCCUUCGCCGAAGCCGGCGGCAACUUCAUCGACACCGCCAACAACUACCAGAGCGAGCAGUCUGAGACCUGGCUGGGCGAGUGGAUGGCUACCCGGAACAACCGCGACAGGAUGGUGAUCGCUACCAAGUUCACCACCGACUACAAGUCCUACGAGCAGGGUAAGGGCAAUGCCCCCAACUGCUGCGGAAACCACAAGCGCUCUCUUUACAUGAGCGUGCGCGACUCCUUGAAGAAACUUCAGACCGACUGGAUCGAUGUCCUCUACGUCCAUUGGUGGGAUUACACUACUUCCAUUGAGGAACUCAUGGACAGCCUCCAUAUCAUGGUCGAGCAGGGUAAGGUACUCUACCUGGGUAUCUCGGAUACACCUGCGUGGGUGGUCAGCGCGGCGAACACCUACGCCCGCGCACACGGCAAGACUCCCUUCAGCGUGUACCAGGGCCGCUGGAAUGUGAUGUUGCGUGACUUCGAGCGAGAGAUUAUCCCUAUGGCCCUUCAUUUCGGUAUGGCGCUGGCACCGUGGGAUGUGCUAGGCGGCGGCAAGUUCCAGACUGCGAAAGCCCUCGAGGAGCGCCGCAAGAACGGCGAGGGACUGCGCAACGUGCUGGGUUCUGGCGAGCAAACACCGGACGAAGAGAAGAUGAGCGAAGCCCUAGCCAAGGUGGCUGCUGAGCACGGAAUUGAGUCGGUGACGGCUGUCGCACUGGCCUAUGUCUUGCAGAAGGUCCCCAACGUGUUCCCAAUUGUGGGAGGGCGCAAGGUCGAGCAUCUUCACGAUAAUAUCCAGGCGCUCAAGAUUAGGCUGACGCCGGAGCAAGUGACGUUCCUGGAACGUGUUCGGCCCGUGGCCCUUGGGUUCCCGUACGAUCUAUUAGGCACCGAUCCGAGGGUCAGCGGAGUUCCCUGUCCUUGGGUAGACUUCGGUUCCAAACUGGCGGUGCAGCCGGCGCUCAAGGGGAUCGCGCCGCCUUGA
Aspergillus mulundensis is the source of this 1155-nucleotide messenger RNA. RefSeq names its product aldo/keto reductase. Bases 1 to 1155 code for a protein of 384 amino acids. NCBI's taxonomy places the organism in Eukaryota, Fungi, Ascomycota, Eurotiomycetes, Eurotiales, Aspergillaceae. The record is from RefSeq and is a predicted model, not a curated record. The transcript has a single exon.